UUGCAGGUUUCGUUCUUGUACGUUGGCUAUUCCUUUCAAAAGCUUAACCCUCUGAGUGUUCUCGUAACUCGGGCGUACUAGGCUUUCGAAGUAAUCUAUCAACGGAAUUUGUUCGUGCCGCAGGGAUAUGAAGAUUAAAAGUUCUCUCCGUGCUCUGUCGGAGAUGUUGGAGUAUCUCCUCGAGACUGCGAGAAUUUCUCCUACAGAUGGCGGAAUGGUAAAAGAUGGAUUGGGUGAGAGCGAGUGCGUCGUUUAUGUCGAGGAUGAUAUCCUCGAUCGGAUCAAUUGGUGAAGACGAAGCAGAGGAGUCUUGAUACAACUCAGUGAUCUGUUCGACCGUUCCUUCCACGUCUGG
This is a messenger RNA of Serpula lacrymans var. lacrymans S7.9, 355 nucleotides long. RefSeq lists its product as uncharacterized. Bases 128 to 292 code for a protein of 54 amino acids. The transcript has a single exon. Lineage: Eukaryota; Fungi; Basidiomycota; Agaricomycetes; Boletales; Serpulaceae. The record is from RefSeq and is a predicted model, not a curated record.